Molecule: messenger RNA, 1983 nt
Organism: Oncorhynchus mykiss (rainbow trout)
Lineage: Eukaryota; Metazoa; Chordata; Actinopteri; Salmoniformes; Salmonidae
Gene: paqr3a
Product: progestin and adipoQ receptor family member IIIa
Cellular component (GO): membrane
Molecular function (GO): signaling receptor activity
Source: RefSeq, a predicted model, not a curated record
UUUACUGGGUCCAUCGCUGAUGACGUCAGAGGGACGGAUGAUUUGGAAGAUGGUGGUAACCUGUUUGUGUUUUUGAUGUGUCUACUUUUGUUGUCAACUAAUCUCUAUUACGAGAUCCAAAUAAAUGUACAGUAAUUCAUACAAGAAAUGUGUGAAUGGCUCUAACUACGCGUACAGCAAACUGAAAGCAGAUGACUGUGAUACAGCGGUGACACCGUUCCUGUAGUUUCACCAUGCCUCAGAAGCUGAUGAAGAGUGCCCACUACAUCGAGCUGGGGGGGAGAUACCAGUACUGGCCCGUGCUGGUCCCCAGAGGGAUAAGGCUGUACACAUACGAACAGAUCCCAGUGUUCCUGAGGGAUAACCCUUACAUCACAGAUGGCUACAGAGCCUACCUGCCCUCCAGGCUAUGCAUCAAAAGUCUGUUCAUCCUGUCCAAUGAGACAGUGAAUAUCUGGAGCCACCUGCUGGGCUUCCUGUUGUUCUUCACGCUGGGGAUCUACGACAUGGCGUCUGUGCUGCCUGCCACCAGGGCCUCCCGGGAGGACUAUGUCAUCUAUUCCAUAGGACUCUUCUGCUUCCAGCUCUGUAUGCUGUGCUCCGUGGGAUACCACCUGUUCUGCUGUCACCGAUCAGAGAAGACCAGUCGUCGCUGGAUGGCUCUGGACUACGCUGGCAUCUCCAUAGGCAUCCUGGGCUGCUACGUACCUGGGGUGUUCUACGCAUUCUACUGCAAUAACUACUGGCGUCAAGUGUACCUGGUGACGGUGCUAGCUAUGAUCCUGGCGGUGUUCUUUGCCCAGAUCCACCCCCACUACCUCAGCAAGCAGUGGCAGCGACUCCGCUCUGUUCUCUUCUGCAGCGUGGCCGGCUACGGCCUCAUCCCCACCGUACACUGGGUCUGGCUCAAUGGGGGCUUCUCUUCAGACCUCGUACAGUCUUUUAUUCCUCGUGUUCUGGGGAUGUACGCGAUCGCUGCCGUAGCCUUCGUCUUCUACGUCUCGAAGGUCCCCGAGCGCUACUUCCCAGGUCAGUUGAACUACCUGGGCUCCAGCCACCAGGUGUGGCAUGUUCUGGUCAUCGUGAUGUUCUACUGGUGGCACCAGGCUGCCCUCUUUAUCUUAACCCACCGCCACAGCCACCCCUGCCCAGACUACACUGUGCACACCUAGGACUGCCCAGAGUAAACUACCCCCAGCGUGACUAGGGCUACCCCCAGCGUGACUAGGGCUACCCCCAACGUGACUAGGGCUACCCCCAGCGUGACUAGGACUGCCCAGAGUAAACUACCCCCAGCGUGACUAGGGCUACCCCCAGCGUGACUAGGGCUACCCCCAGCGUGACUAGGACUGCCCAGAGUAAACUACCCCCAGCGUGACUAGGGCUACCCCCAGCGUGACUAGGACUGCCCAGAGUAAACUACCCCCAGCGUGACUAGGGCUACCCCCAGCGUGACUAGGACUGCCCCCAGCGUGACUAGGACUGCCCAGAGUAAACUACCCCCAGCGUGACUAGGGCUACCCCCAGCGUGGCCCGGGCUACCCAGAGUAAACUACCCCCGGGGUGACUAGGGCUACCCCCAGCGUGACUAGGAUUACCCGGGCUACCCCCAGCGUGACUAGGAUUACCCAGGCUACCCCCAGCGUGACUAGGACUACCCGGGCUACCCCCAGCGUGACUAGGACUACCCGGGCUACCCCCAGCGUGACUAGGGCUGCCCACAGCUUGACUAGGACUGCCCAGAGUAAACUACCCCCGGGGUGACUAGGGCUACCCCCAGCGUGACUAGGAUUACCCGGGCUACCCCCAGCGUGACUAGGAUUACCCGGGCUACCCCCAGCGUGACUAAGACUACCCGGGCUACCCCCCAGCGUGACUAGGGCUGCCCCCAGUUUGACUAGGACUGCCCAGAGUAAACUACCCCCAGCGUGACUAGGACUGCCCAGAGUAAACUACCCCCAGCGUGACUAGGACUGCCCAGAG